Messenger RNA from Oppiella nova, 836 nucleotides. NCBI's taxonomy places the organism in Eukaryota, Metazoa, Arthropoda, Arachnida, Sarcoptiformes, Oppiidae. The record is from the annotation of a GenBank genome assembly.
GGAAUCACUCGAGACUAUUAUACUUUCAUUAGAUAUUGAGCAUAACUAUUGAACACUUUCGUAUUUUUUGUCAAAUUAUUAUUAAUUAAAAAAUUUGUAAAAAUGCCGCAAAAUGUUUUCACAACCCUUAACGACUCGAAAUGGACGGCGAUUAAUAGGAUGACAAACGAGUCGACAAACGGAGCGCCGUUAGCCGUUGGCAACCAGACUCGCCAUCAGCGCAAAGUGAGCUCAACCACUGAGUUCAAAGAGCUCACCAAACGGGACGCUCAGCACCAGUUGGCCCAAGAGUUGGACAAAUUGUUGCGAACGGCCAACGCUAACAGCAAUGAGAAAUCCAUUUGCGAACUCGAGUUCAAAGGCUUUCAACAGUUGUAUAUGAAAUACCUUCAGGGCGUCGGACCCUCUGUCCAGUGGGAGAAGAUCGAGCCUCUGCCUGAAGACGCCGUCCGGAGCUAUGGGGCCCUUAAGUCGCCCCAAAAGGAUGCCAUCAGACAAAUGCUGAAUCAGUUGGUUGUGGUUAAGCUUAACGGUGGUCUCGGAACUGUUAUCAUAAUCGCAAACCAUGGCGACCGCAUCGACAUCCCGUCGGGCGCUAUACUCGAGUCAAAGAUAGUAUCGGGAAAUCUCCGUAUUCUCGAUCACUAAAGCAUGUGUUGUGUUGUGUUUUACAAUAGAUUUUAUUCUCAAAUAAGUGUUGACAAAGAGUUGUUUUAAGAUUUUAUCUGAAAAUAUCUGAUGAAUUCAUAUCCUUAUCAAUGAUUUUGUAGAUAUCUUUUUGUUUAAAAUGUUUUUAGAUUUUAUUCUAAUUUAAUAUACCGUAUAUACACAGUGUG